Prunus dulcis (almond) is the source of this 1024-nucleotide messenger RNA. RefSeq names its product NAC domain-containing protein 30. NCBI's taxonomy places the organism in Eukaryota, Viridiplantae, Streptophyta, Magnoliopsida, Rosales, Rosaceae. Gene Ontology annotation, biological process: regulation of DNA-templated transcription. The record is from RefSeq and is a predicted model, not a curated record. Bases 96 to 1016 code for a protein of 306 amino acids. The transcript is spliced from 4 exons. Gene Ontology annotation, molecular function: DNA binding.
CUUCAAUCUCCUGAUAUUUUCUCUUUGGCCAGCGCAAAGGCACACAGCAGCAAUACAUUUAUUUAUUUUCCUGCUCGGAGACCAGAAGAUUGUUAAUGGAUCACAUGGAGUCUUGUGUUCCACCAGGUUUUAGAUUUCACCCGACAGAAGAAGAACUUGUGGGUUACUACCUGAAAAGAAAGAUCAACUCACUACAAAUUGAUCUGGACGUCAUUAUUGACAUUGACCUGUACAAAAUUGAACCAUGGGACAUACAAGCAAGAUGCAAGCUAGGUUACAGUGAACAGAAUGAGUGGUACUUCUUCAGUCACAAAGACAAGAAGUACCCGACCGGAACUCGGACAAAUAGAGCCACGGCUGCCGGAUUCUGGAAGGCAACAGGAAGGGACAAGGCAGUGCUUUCAAAGAACAACAUUAUAGGAAUGAGGAAAACCCUUGUGUUCUACAAAGGACGAGCACCUAACGGGAACAAAACUGACUGGAUCAUGCAUGAAUAUCGCCUCCAAACAUCUGAACAUGCACCCCCUCAGGAAGAAGGAUGGGUUGUAUGCCGGGCAUUCAAGAAGCCAAGCCCUAGCCACAGGCAAGGUUUUGAAGCAUUGAAGCAUGCUUACUAUAUCAGAGAACAUAACAGCCAUGCUUCAUCUUCAAAUUUUGGGAGUGAGAUGCAUAUGGUGAACCCGAGCCAAGGUUUUCAAUAUCAAUCCUUUGGUUUGGAUCAGCAAGAUCAUCUCAUUUCAAAUCAUAUUUUCAUGGGCAACCAACUCACAGAACUUCCUCAACUAGAGAGCCCAAGCAUUUCAACAAGCUUGGCCAACAAACAAGGUGUGCAUGAGCAGCAAAACAAUAAUAUAACCACUGAACACUAUGACGACCGAAGGUGCAACAUGAAUAGCAGUGAUCAGCACAUAGAUUGGAGAAAUUUGGACAGCUUACUUGAAGUGCCAUUGAUACCCCAAAAUUAUGAGCAAGAAGCUCAAAACCACCAUCUUCUUGGAUGCUUUCCUGACUUGUAACGAGAAGA